Molecule: messenger RNA, 2082 nt
Organism: Lolium perenne
Lineage: Eukaryota; Viridiplantae; Streptophyta; Magnoliopsida; Poales; Poaceae
Product: protein DETOXIFICATION 33
Biological process (GO): xenobiotic detoxification by transmembrane export across the plasma membrane
Cellular component (GO): membrane
Molecular function (GO): antiporter activity; xenobiotic transmembrane transporter activity
Source: RefSeq, a predicted model, not a curated record
AUCUUAAGGCUGUCACUCUGCUCCCGCAAGCUCCACAAGUGGCACUGUACUUCCAGCAUUAUAUACUGAUGAAAUACUCAAUAUCCCAUUUUCCAGUCCGCUCAGCACAUGUGCAUCGGUUGAUCGGUCUUUGUAGCGCCAGCGCGCGUUUCCAUCCGGCCAGCUUAGCUAGCAUCCGUGCAAUCGGUUGAUCGAUCUAGUUGAUCUUGUGACUAGAAGAGCUAGAGGGGUUGGAGAUAUUCAUCGUUCGGCGAUGGCCGUGUUUGGUGGUGGGGCCGAUGAUGAGGCGCUCAGGGUGGCGAUGUUGGCGUCGGCCGGCGGUGGCGAGGAGGACGACCUGGAGGAGAUCCGUAGCGUGCCGACGUUCCUGCGGCGCGCGGCGGAGGAGAACCGGAGGCUGUGGCUCCUAGCGGGGCCUGCCAUCUUCACGUCGCUGGCGCAGUACUCGCUGGGCGGCGUGACGCAGGUCCUCGCCGGCCACCUCACCACGCUGGAGCUGGACGCCGUGUCCACCGAGAACUCCGUGAUCGCCGGCCUGGCCUUCGGGAUCAUGUACGGCAUGGGGAGCGCGCUGGAGACACUGUGCGGGCAGGCCUACGGCGCCAAGAAGCCCGGCCUGCUGGGCGUGUACCUGCAGCGGUCGUGGAUCCUUCUGACCGCCAUGUCCGUCCUCAUGUUGCCGCUGUACCUCUUCGCCACGCCGAUCCUGCGCUUCUUCCACCAGGACGAGGAGAUCGCCGUCCUAGCGGGGCGGUUCUCGCUGUACAUGAUCCCGCAGCUGUUCGCGUACGCGCUCAACUUCCCCAUCCAGAAGUUCCUGCAGGCGCAGAGCAAGGUGAUGGCCAUGGCGGCGGUGUCGGCCGCGGCGCUGGCGUUCCACGUGGCGCUCAGCUGGUUCCUGGUAGUGCCGAUGCAGAUGGGGCUCGUCGGCCUCGCGGUGGCCCUCAACGCGUCGUGGUGGCUCGUCGUGGUGGGGCAGCUCGCCUACAUCGUGAUGGGCUACUGUCCCGGUGCCUGGAACGGCUUCGAGCUGGACUCCCUCGCCUGGACCGAGCUCGUCAGCUUCGCCCGCCUCUCGCUCGGCUCAGCCAUCAUGCUCUGCCUGGAGUACUGGUUCUACAUGUUCAUCAUAGUUAUCGUGGGCAACCUACCGAAUGCCCAGGUCGCCGUCGCCGCGGUCUCCAUCUGCACAAACCUUUUCGGGUGGCAGAUCAUGGUGUUCUUGGGAUUCAACGCGGCAAUCAGCGUGCGGGUGUCGAACGAGCUGGGCGCGGGGCGGCCGCGCGCGGCCAGGUUCGCGAUCGCGGUGGUGCUCAUGUCCUCCGUCGCCAUCGGGGUGGCCUUCUUCGUCGCCGUCCUGCUCCUCCGCGACGUCUACGGGUCGCCCUUCACCGAGAGCCCCGAGGUGGUGGACGCCGUGGCCAGCCUGGGUGUGGUGUUCGCCUUCUCGCUCCUCCUCAACAGCGUCCAGCCCGUGCUGUCCGGCGUGGCCGUCGGCGCCGGGUGGCAGUGGCUGGUGGCCUACGUCAACCUCGGGUGCUACUACGGGGUGGGCGUCCCGGUGGGGUACGCCAUGGCCUUCCCGCUGCAGCUCGGCGUCCAGGGAAUGUGGAGCGGCAUGCUCACCGGCGUAGGCCUUCAGACCGUGAUCCUGGUGGCGAUCACCAUGCGCACCAACUGGAACAAGGAGGCAAGCGAGGCGACCUCCAGGAUACGGCGGUGGGGUGGAUCGCCCAACUUCUCGGACGGCAUCUAGUACGUCUAGGAUCUACCACUGCUAGAUGCCUCUUGGUUGCAGGACCAGAUUUCUCAGGCCAGCAGUUUUUGAGUUUUUCUUCUCGAGGGCACGCGUGACGGAGAAGCAGAGGAGGCUGCGUCAGGGCCCGGUUGACACGCUAAGUCGAAGCAAGCGCGCGUGUUCGGCGUGAUUGAGAUUGGUGCAUGGUUUGAAUUUAAAAAAAAAUCCACAGUAUUUUCUUUGGAAGCUCGGUGUGGUUUGCUGUUAGCUAAGUUUGUUCUGGCAUGCACGAUGCCCGUGUUGUAUGUAUAAGCCGAAAAUCACAUCAACCCAAAUUUGUUUAA